Molecule: messenger RNA, 432 nt
Organism: Scheffersomyces coipomensis
Lineage: Eukaryota; Fungi; Ascomycota; Pichiomycetes; Serinales; Debaryomycetaceae
Gene: MLC1
Product: Mlc1p
Exons: 2
Coding region: 1-432 (143 amino acids)
Biological process (GO): mitotic actomyosin contractile ring assembly
Cellular component (GO): myosin II complex
Molecular function (GO): calcium ion binding
Source: RefSeq, a predicted model, not a curated record
AUGUCUCAAAACACCAAAACCUAUAAAGACGCUUUUGCCUUAUUCGAUAAGAAAGGUACUGGUAAGAUCCCAGUUGAGCAUUUAGGUGAUUUAUUAAGGGCUGUGGGUCAAAAUCCUACUUUGGCUGAAAUCUCUGAAUUACAAAGUACUAUUUCUUCCAGUGAUUUUGAUUUCGAAACUUAUCAAAAGAUUAUUAACAGACCAGAUGGGUUCAAACCUUUAGGUUUACCAGAAGAUUAUAUAAAAGGAUUCCAAGUAUUCGACAAAGAACAAACUGGUUAUAUCGGUGUUGGUGAAUUAAGAUACAUAUUAACUUCAAUUGGAGAAAAAUUAUCUGAUUCUGAAGUUGAUGAACUCUUAAAGGGUGUCAAUGUUACUUCUGAUGGUAAUGUUGAUUACGUUGAAUUUGUCAAAUCAAUCUUAGAUCAAUAG